Meleagris gallopavo (turkey) is the source of this 1633-nucleotide messenger RNA. Lineage: Eukaryota; Metazoa; Chordata; Aves; Galliformes; Phasianidae. The record is from RefSeq and is a predicted model, not a curated record.
CUGUAGCCUUUUAGCAAUCGAAGUAACAUUUUUACUCAGCCCUUGGCUACAAAAAUGUUUGUGGUGUUAAGCUCUGUUAAUAUGCUUGCAUUUGGAUUGCCUGAGUCUUGUGUCCUUGGGCGCUGCUGCGAGGUGUCUGGCUGCUUUGUCUUUACGCCUUCCAAACAGGUACUGUAAGAAUUGAAAUGUUCAGGAACAUGCAAAAUGCAGAAAUAAUAAGGAAAAUGACAGAAGAAUUUGAUGAGGACAGUGGUGAUUACCCCCUUACCAUGCCUGGGCCACAGUGGAAGAAGUUUCGAUCCAAUUUUUGUGAGUUCAUUGGGGUGCUCAUUCGACAGUGUCAAUAUAGCAUCAUCUAUGAUGAGUACAUGAUGGACACGGUCAUCUCUCUUCUGACUGGUUUGUCAGAUUCCCAGGUCCGCGCUUUCAGGCACACCAGUACAUUAGCUGCUAUGAAGCUUAUGACUGCUCUUGUGAAUGUUGCCUUAAACCUGAGCAUUCAUCAGGAUAAUACACAGAGGCAGUACGAAGCUGAGAGAAACAAAAUGAUUGGCAAAAGAGCUAAUGAAAGAUUGGAGCUGCUGCUUCAGAAAAGAAAAGAGCUACAAGAAAACCAAGAUGAAAUCGAAAAUAUGAUGAACUCUAUUUUUAAGGGCAUAUUUGUUCAUAGAUACCGUGAUGCUAUUGCUGAAAUUAGAGCUGUCUGUAUUGAAGAAAUUGGUGUCUGGAUGAAAAUGUAUAGUGAUGCCUUCCUGAAUGAUAGUUAUUUAAAAUAUGUUGGUUGGACACUACAUGACAGGCAAGGUGAAGUGAGGUUGAAGUGUUUGAAAGCUCUCCAAAGUCUGUAUACCAACAGAGAGUUAUUUCCAAAACUGGAGCUGUUCACUAACAGAUUCAAGGAUCGCAUUGUAUCAAUGACACUUGAUAAGGAAUACGACGUUGCUGUGGAAGCCAUUCGAUUAGUCACACUAAUACUUCAUGGAAGUGAAGAAGCUCUGUCGAAUGAAGACUGUGAGAAUGUUUAUCACUUAGUGUAUUCAGCACACCGGCCUGUUGCAGUAGCAGCUGGAGAAUUCCUUCAUAAAAAACUGUUCAGCAGACAUGAUCCCCAAGCUGAAGAGGCUCUAGCAAAGAGGAGAGGACGAAAUAGUCCAAAUGGAAACCUCAUUAGAAUGUUGGUUCUUUUCUUUCUUGAAAGUGAGUUGCAUGAACAUGCAGCCUAUUUGGUGGACAGUUUGUGGGAGAGCUCUCAAGAACUGCUGAAAGACUGGGAAUGCAUGACAGAAUUGCUCUUGGAGGAGCCAGUCCAAGGAGAAGAAGCCAUGUCUGACCGUCAGGAGAGUGCUCUGAUUGAGCUGAUGGUGUGUACAAUCAGACAAGCUGCUGAAGCACACCCUCCAGUUGGCAGAGGCACUGGCAAAAGAGUCUUGACAGCAAAAGAAAGGAAAACGCAGAUAGACGACAGAAAUAAAUUGACUGAGCAUUUCAUUAUUGCACUUCCUAUGUUGCUAUCAAAGUAUUCCGCUGAUGCAGAGAAGGUUGCAAAUCUCCUGCAAAUCCCUCAGUAUUUUGAUCUGGAAAUCUAUAGCACUGGCAGAAUGGAAAAGGUAUAGUACAUUGAGCAGUAAUGCUA